UGACGAGGAAACGCGGAAGAAGAAGAGACACAGAGAGAAUCGAUAAAAAAAGAAGGGUCAACAUGCGGCUCAGACGAGGUGCCGAGCCCGAGGGCACUGUCCCGGCAGAGGAACCAGAGCCAGAAAUCGUGUCUGAGGAACCCGAACUUGAACCGACGUUGACUGUUACCGAAGCGGAGGUUGAGGUUGCUCAUACGGGGAUAAGUGUAACCGAAGCUGCUGUUCCCGAGGUCGAGGAUGUCAGCACGAGCGCCCCCACGCAGUCGACGGCGGAGAUGAUGGAGGAACAGGCGGAGAUUAUCGCCGAGAAGAUAGGGAUGCCCGUCGAAGGACUCAUAGCCAUUCUCGUUGGAGUCGGCCUACUGAUCCUUGGCAUCUGCUUCUGCUGUAUCCGACGAUGCUUCAAGAAACGCCGCACAAAGAAAGGCAAGGAUGGCAAAGGAGGAGACAUGAAAUCGGUGCAGCUUCUUGGAUCCGCCUACAAGGAGAAGGCUGACAUGGAAGAACUCACAGAGAACGCCGAAGAUAUUGCAGAGGAAGGCGAGAGCAAGAAAAGUGAGGAGAAACUCGGACGCCUAAACUUUAAGCUUGAGUAUGACUUCAACUCCAACAGUCUAAGUGUGACCGUCAUACAGUGUGAGGAGUUGCCAGCACUGGACAUGGGUGGCACGAGCGAUCCCUAUGUUAAGGUCUACCUGCUGCCAGACAAGAAGAAGAAGUUCGAGACAAAGGUUCACCGAAAGACACUGAACCCCGUCUUCAAUGAGACCUUCACGUUCAAGCAGGUCCCCUAUGCUGACAUUAUGUCCAAGACGCUGGUGUUCGGCAUCUACGACUUCGACAGGUUCUCCAAGCAUGACCAGAUCGGCGAGGUCAAGAUUCCGCUGUGUCAGGUCGACCUUGCGCAGACCAUCGAGGAAUGGAGGGACCUCGUUUCUGUAGAAGGGGAUGGAGGCCAGGAAAACAAGCUCGGAGAUAUCUGCUUCUCUCUACGCUACGUCCCGACGGCAGGCAAGCUCACGGUGGUUAUUCUGGAAGCCAAGAACUUGAAGAAAAUGGACGUUGGUGGUUUAUCAGAUCCCUACGUAAAGAUCUGUCUCAUCCAGAACGGCAAACGACUGAAGAAGAAGAAGACCAGUAUUAAGAAAUGCACUCUCAACCCUUACUAUAACGAGUCCUUCUCCUUUGAAAUUCCUUUCGAACAAAUCCAGAAAGUCAACUUGCAAGUGACCGUCGUGGACUACGAUCGCAUUGGUACCUCAGAACCCAUUGGUCGGUGUGUGUUGGGUAUGAAUGCUUCGGGCACGGAACUGCGCCAUUGGUCGGACAUGCUGGCAUCUCCUAGGAGGCCCAUCGCCCAGUGGCACACCUUGAAGGAUCCUGAGGAGGCCGAUGCCAUCCUUAACCUUAAGUAAAAAGGUCAGUCUCCUCCAUUCUGAAGAGCGCAAGAUGACCCUCCAACCUUCCGCCACGAUUUCCAAAGCGAUGAGAUGAAUCCAAGAAGUUACGACCAAAGCGUCUAGUCAGUAGUUGUGCGAACCUUACACGAUGCUUCAGAUAAACAGGAUAAUUUACCUUUCAAUCAGUGUAAAAAUGGAGAAACUCAGAAUGCCGCUUUUAUUAUCAUCAAAUGAGGAUAAGCAUCUCUUCUUCUUCUUCUUUUUGUUGUUGUAUUUUUUUCCUUUUUUUAUUGAAAUGCAUGAAAACAUCACAUACAUCUGAAUAAAAUAGGUAGCUAGGAUUUUCAUUCUAACGUGCAGCCGAUUUCUUCAAAGCAUGAGGCGAGGAAGCAUCAUUUAGAAAGGUUGGUACGUCGAGAUGGCAAGUGGUCAUCUUCACAAAGUACAGUGAUUCAGGAUAUAUAUAGUAAUAGUAAGCGGAACAUAAAUGUAUGUGCAUAUAUACAUACAUUCAUAUUUAUAUGUGUAUACUCACUGGGGUGUGACAAUGCAGCUGUCUUGCGAUAUAUCUUUAAAAAAAAAAACAAAAAAAAAGGUCAGUGUGUCGAUUUAACUCCAUUUCCUGUGGCAAAACUUGUCCGACUUGUAAUGUACAACUAAAACAAAACAGGAAGAAUAAAGAAGGAACUCUCACGAAACAAAUCAAAGUCUUCAACAACUCGUCUUAUCGUCUUCAAGUUGGCCUUGGCUAGGUCUCAUCUGGUUCCUAAGACGCCGGACGUGCCCUGAGCUUGGGAAACUUAACGUGAGCACACUAACCCCAAGACCGACGACCCUGAUGUGGGCACACCAACCCCUAAGAGCGGCGACGGACACGGAGUUUAGAAGAGCUCCUUCAGAUACCCUUGUCCCACCUGCUUGCCGUGAGAGAGUCCGGAGGGAGGGUCGCACGGACGCACGGACGACCGGCGACCUCCUCCCAGCGGCCCAGACUGUGGAACCUGAGGAGCCCCAGCUGAGUUCUUACACAUCCUCUGCCUUGCUAGACAUACCUGACGGAGGCACACUUACCUAUCGCCUUUCCGCACUCCAGAGACUCCCCCCCUCCCCCCACUCACAUCCUCAUAUGGUAAGGUGAUGAAAGAAAGAAAAAUAAAAAUAAAGUUAAGAGAAAAAUAUACCGAGACAAGCGGCGCCUUGUCGACACAUGAUGGGGCCGGUGCUGCUGCGCAAGUCGACUCGCACCUGUUUAAGAUUCCGCUCUCCUGGGUGAUGCGCUCUCCCCUCUGAGGCCACACCACCUGCAGAAGGAGGAGUCUCACCAGCGCGACGUGUUCCUUGGACCCGAGCGAGGCCGGUGCGUGCGCAAGGUCCCGCUGCCUCAGUGAGGUCGUCGUGGGGUCUUUUCUACGGAAGCGGCAAAGCCAUUUUGUUAAUUAGUGGAGAUAGUUGAUGUUGUUGUUGUUUAUUUUGUUUAUUUUUUCAGUUCUGACUUUUGAGUAGUCGAUUUUCUCCUUGAUGCAUAAGCCUUUUCCGGCGCUGCAUCCUGGCUUCAACCAAAGAAUAUGAUUAAGAAGGGAUCUAUUAAAAACAGACAUAACGGGAUAAGGUGGGGCUUUAUCGUAGCUAGUUAGUGAGGACGAACUUUGUCUGGUCCAGUCAAAGUUUGCCCCCAAGAAUUUGAUAUUUAAACAAAUUUUAACUUAUUUCUGGUCUACAUUCGCCUUAGGAAAAGGGAACAUUAUCACUGUAAAAUGUUCUAUAUGGGGUAGAUAAAGAGAUUUACCUAAACAUAGGCAGCAGUACAUCUAUAAUGACUAUAAUGAAUGUAUGAACAUCAUCAUGCUAGCGAAGAAUAAAAAGAAUUCAGUCCUCUUUCGUUUGCAAGUUAGCAUUUGCAGUAGUGUUUUAGUUAGGCUUUCAUAAUCUUUGAGUAGAGAGAAUCACUCAUUCCUUUUAUAUGUCAGCUAUGUUUUGGAGAGUAAAUGUUUAUAUCACGGGACAUGUAGCUGUACUGAUCUUCACAUAUAUAAAUAUUAAGCAGUGUCCUAUUAUAUACAUUAUAUACAUCAGUGUACAGGUAGGUAAGUCUACUUAUACAUAUUCUUCUUUAGCUCCCGACAUAAUAGCUAUGGCUGAAAGAAUAUACCUUUUUCAUGAUUUCUCAUGUCUCUCCUGAACUGUUCUGGGACAGCCGUGGAUUCCUGGUGCCAUAUGGAAUUAUUAUUUACAUGUUCAUUGUUUGAGCCUAUUAAGGGUCAUACUCCUCUGAUAGUGUAUGUUUUAUCAACCCCCUCCCCCUCCCCCUGUGAUUCGUUGGGUCAUUAUUACUACUGUUGAAACUUUGAACUAGUAAUUUGAUAGGAACUAUCGAAAAAAAAUAUAUAAAAUAGUUUGUAAAAAGUGUGAAAAUAGCAUGGAGUGGGAUAUCCUCCCAUCUUUGUAUAGUAUGAGUCCCGCACACUCCCCUUAGGAUACAACAAGUAUUAGGACUUAUCAGGCCUUUUUUCAUUUUGGAUUCCGGUCAUCUAAACUUCAGCCCAAAACAAAAAAGAAAGAAAACGUUUAUUUGCGAUUAGAGAAAGGCAAGCAAAAGCUGAACUAACUAAAACUUAAGGAUUGCACAUACCGCAAUUGGCCUAAUGCGUCCUGAUAACCCACCAACGUCUAGGAGACUGCAAAGACCCGACGGCGUGGAUGCCUUUGAUUGGUUAUAAAUAUUUGAAAUUGUUCAUGACGUGUCACGCGGCCAUUGGUUCCCUGCAAUCUCUCAGCCUUGGGUUGUGGCCCCCUAUUGGUCAAGUGUGGGGCCGCCAAGCUCUGUGUUGUUAAUAUUAUGUGCCGAUCAUUUCAUAUCAGAUGGGGACAGGGUCUGGAAGUGCAAAAAAAAAAUGAUAAUAAAAAAAAAAAAUGAAAUACAUAAAAUUAUGUUUUAGAAAAUACUUUUAAAAAUAUAGAUUAAAAAAAAGGUCCACAUCCAUCGCCUCAUUUAGCUUUACAGUAGACAAAUACUGCAGGUCUAGUCCAGUGUUGGAAUCUGUCACAUUUUGCCCGCAUGUUGUGAGUCUCUCCUCCAAACGGACUAAAACACACAAGUGAAUUUCUAAAACAAAGGAAGGACAAAGAAAGUGUGAGAAGACAAGUUUACGGAGCAAGUAACGUCUUUGCCUCCACCCGUGGACGAAGUAAUAGUAAUAUUCAUCAUGAAAGGAGAACGUAUAGCCUGAAUGAAGAGGGCUCGACGAAUCUAUAUUAACGAUUAUUUAUCAUAAUUAUCAUUUAGGAUAAUCUGUCAUCCAAAUACUAAAACACACAUGAAACAAAGGCUCAUGUUGGAGGAUGGCAUUCGUGUCAAAACAUUAUCAGGGACUCCAACGAGCUUUCCAACGGGACGCCAUCCUUUGACCCGACCCUACGCAACCCCCUUCCCCUCUCUGCCCCCGCCCGACCCUUCUUCACCUCAUAUAUAUAUAUAUAUAUAUAUAUAUAUAUAUAUAUAUAUAUACACACACACACCUGCUACUUUUGCUUUGUGUCUUUUUCUCUCUCUCUCAUCGGUUUGUGUCUCUUUGUCUUUCGAUCUCCUUCAAGUGCAACAAAUAGGAAUGAUCCUCUUUACCAGAUUGACCACGCCCCCUUUUUCUCGAUGUUUAAACCAAUCGCGUGUCGUUUAUGGCACGUCGCCUCCCUCUUUACCUCUUUCUUUUCACCAAUCACGCUUCGUCUCUCUUCUUCUCUGCACCCUUUCCAACCAAUCACGUGCCGUUGUGGAAUCAUCACGACUCAUGUUGUUUAUAUUUUUUCUUCUUAUCUAUUCUUCGCUGUUUCCACUCCUCUGCUAAUUUCUCGCUCGACUGCAAACGGAGCUAACGGUUUUUCCCAUUUCUCUGUCACGCUUCUGAUCCCAUUUACCCACAUGAAAUCUUGAGCUUCUUCCAUGACAUGCCGUCUGUCAUAUCAUUGUCUGUUCCCGAGGAUGAAUUUUCUCCCUCUCUCUCCUUUCACUCCAUGGAACCUCUCUUUGAUUCGCCAACACUAGGGAGACGAGAAGUAUGUGUAAAGAAACGAAGAUCACCAAUUAGAAUUAAAAGGAUAAUGAUGAUAAAAACACAAAGCAUUAACAAGAAUAGCUUCUUGAUUAGAUUAUCAGCGAUACAUAUAUGAGAAAUUUAAGAUACAUACGUCCAUCAGGCAUAAUACUCUUUUUGGGAUCGUAUCAGGGAUCUCUAUCUUCGCGAAUUGACAAAUGAAAGUGUACAAAAGGCAUUCGAGUCUCCUAUAGUAGCUGCGCUCUUUUUAGGAUCAUCUAUACUGUUUAUUCGGGGCAGUUACAUCACAGGGUUGGAUCCUCUCUAUGUUCGGGGGGAGAUAUUUACAUCAGAUGUUUGUUGAGCUCUUUGCGUAGCCACUGCGUGAUGGAGCGUCGAUUAUCUUUUAUCAAACUCUAGGAUAGUAGAUUUGGCACACUUGAAUUCGCUGUAGAUAUGUAUAAUUUUCUCUUCUUUAUUCCCCUUCUUCCUCUUCUUCCUCCUCCUCCUACUUCCCAUUCUCCUUCCUUGGAGUGUUUUGUUUUAUCAUCGUGUUAUAUUCUGUCACAGAGCCACCAAUGUAAGAUAGGUCACGAGAUUAGCAAUUUUGAUCUUUCAAGGCGUACCUUAGGGUCCAAAUUCACUAGUCACGUCACAGGAUGUACGACCCUAUCCCCCCUACGUCUGGUUCGGCCUAUACCCGUCUCCCACUCCUUAUUAAAUAAAUAAAUAAAUAAAUAAAAAAAAGUCCGCUCAAUCAUUUUCCUCAAUCCGGUUCGAGUUGUGGCUUCUGCCGUGAUUACACAUAUAUAUACAUAUACAUAUAUAUACAUAUAUAUAUAUAUAUAUGUAUAUAUAUAUAUUUCUCCUUCUUUUUAUGUUUUGAACGUGCUGAUCAUAGAGUAUUUUGAUUAAGUGCUUAGAUGAUCCCUUUGCGGCAAGUAACGUAAGAGCCUCUCAUUGUAGAUAACAAACCGUCACAGGCAGACACGAACACUUUUUGCUAGCACCGAUUUUGAGCAGAAAUCGUGACUCGGUUUGGAUUGAGCAGGAGGUUUGUGCGGGGUAUGUGUCAUGUGAAUGGUUGUACGUACAAGUAUGUAAAUUUUGUGCUCAUGUGAUGAAUGCAUCAUUAUUAAUAUAUUAAAUCAUGAAAACGGUCAUGAAUGCCUCAAACUCAUCUGCCUGAUUAUUUCUUGAUUUUUUUCUAAAAGAAAAGAAAAAAAAAAACAAUCAUCAAGAGAAACCAAAGUUGAUAAAGUAACAACGUAUAUAUAUGUGUAUAAAAAAGAAUCAUUUAUCACAAAAAACGUUUACAAUCCGACCCUUUCAGUAUCGUCAAACGUUUCAAGGAACAAUCAGCUGGUAGACUGCGGCAUUGAUGCGUGUAUACAGAAACAAAUUCUACAUAACAGUUCUGCAAAAAAAAAAAAAAAAACUAAAUACAGAGCAUAGCCUUUGCUCGAUCUCCAAACGCAACGCAUCCCCAUGGAUCUUGAAAUCCUCCUGUGUGUUGCUCGUAUGUUUGGAUCGUCAACAGAAACUUGGAUAAAAGUGUUGUUUGUUUAGAUAUGUUACAGAUGGAUUAGGCAAGUAAAAUGACUUAUUACAAAGUCGUGAGACCUAACCUGGAAUUGUGUAAAAAGAUUAGAAAUAACGAACAAUAAAAUAUAUGAAAAUAAAA
Penaeus chinensis is the source of this 7112-nucleotide messenger RNA. Its product is annotated as synaptotagmin 1-like. Lineage: Eukaryota; Metazoa; Arthropoda; Malacostraca; Decapoda; Penaeidae. The transcript is spliced from 15 exons. Gene Ontology annotation, molecular function: syntaxin binding; calcium-dependent phospholipid binding; calcium ion binding. Gene Ontology annotation, cellular component: dense core granule; synaptic vesicle membrane; axon. The record is from RefSeq and is a predicted model, not a curated record. Bases 63 to 1415 code for a protein of 450 amino acids. Gene Ontology annotation, biological process: synaptic vesicle endocytosis; regulation of dopamine secretion; calcium ion-regulated exocytosis of neurotransmitter.